Aspergillus glaucus CBS 516.65 is the source of this 633-nucleotide messenger RNA. RefSeq names its product Hsp20/alpha crystallin family protein. NCBI's taxonomy places the organism in Eukaryota, Fungi, Ascomycota, Eurotiomycetes, Eurotiales, Aspergillaceae. The coding region runs from base 1 to 633 and encodes 210 amino acids. The transcript has a single exon. The record is from RefSeq and is a predicted model, not a curated record. Gene Ontology annotation, biological process: response to salt stress; protein complex oligomerization; response to heat.
AUGGCCUUCUUUCCACACUACACCAUUAAUAUGUCGCCUCUGCUCUACUUGUUGGAACAUGACUAUGAUGUCCACCGCUCAACUCGCCCAGAGCACAACCACCACCACAAGCAAUACCAUAAUCACCGCCAGCCUUCCCCAGUUCGUUACUUCAGCCCGAACUUUGAUCUGCGGGAGGUGAACGAGGCCUACUAUCUUGAAGGAGAGCUCCCCGGUGUUAAUCAGAACCAUGUCGAUAUUGAAUUCUCUGAUCCUCAGACACUUGUGAUCAAGGGUCGAGUGGAGCGGAAUUACAACAACACAGAUGAGGAAAGCCAGCAAGAUGAGGAACAAUCCUCUGAAACCUCCUCCAACAAGUCGUACCAACCUACCGUCGAAGACGAGGACGAGGCGAACUACUCAUCACCUGUGGCGACACCAACCUACUCUGAGAAGCCUGUUUCUGAGAAAACUCAGAAGCCAGCGUACAAGUACCGACAUUCCGAGCGCGCUAUUGGCGAAUUCCACCGAGUCUUCAAUCUCUCUACAAGAGUCGACCAAGAUGCGGUCAGGGCUACCUUGAGAAAUGGAAUUCUGUCGCUGGUGCUCCCGAAGGAGCCGGUACCGAAGAUGAAGAAGAUUCGGAUUGAAUAA